Messenger RNA from Vanessa tameamea, 818 nucleotides. Its product is annotated as peptidoglycan-recognition protein LB-like. Gene Ontology annotation, biological process: innate immune response; peptidoglycan catabolic process. The record is from RefSeq and is a predicted model, not a curated record. Gene Ontology annotation, molecular function: zinc ion binding; peptidoglycan binding; N-acetylmuramoyl-L-alanine amidase activity. The coding region runs from base 196 to 810 and encodes 204 amino acids. Lineage: Eukaryota; Metazoa; Arthropoda; Insecta; Lepidoptera; Nymphalidae. The transcript has 4 exons.
CCUAACGUAAUUCAAUUGAGUACUUUUAAGCGCACACGUGGUGACUUAGUGUUUAAUUGUGUUAACGGUUUCAACAUGGGAAAGUACCGCACUUUAAAAUUGAUCAUAUAAGGAAGGUUUUCAUAAACGAUCAUCAUAGUCAGCUUGAGGACGAACGAGAAUUGGUGUUUUUUCUCUCGAACCAAUUCAGUUGAAAUGUCAGCUUUUAUAAUUUAUCAAGUUUUAGUGUUAUUAAUAUUUAAUAUGUAUGCUGUUAAUAGCCAUCCCAAGCGUAUAGGUGAAGAAUCAUACGUUUUAUACUCGAGAGAUGACUGGGGUGCCAAACCGCCUACCGACGUAGAACCAUUAAAAACACCAGUGCCUUAUGUAGUCAUACACCACACGUACAUACCGGAGGCAUGUAACACAACAGAACAGUGCAUGGCUACUAUGCGAUCUAUGCAAAACUAUCAUAAUUCAUUAGAUUGGGGUGAUAUUGGAUAUAAUUUUUGCGUGGGUAGCGAAGGCGGAGCUUAUGAAGGAAGAGGCUGGCACACGAUAGGCAUACACGCUGGGCCUGCAAAUAGCUUUAGCAUUGGAAUCUGCCUCAUUGGAGAUUGGAGAGUCGAACAACCACCAGAAGAAAUGUUAAAGACGACAAAAGCUUUAAUAAAAACUGGUGUAGUUAACGGAGUAAUUAGCCCCGAUUACAAGUUAAAGGGGCACAGUCAAAUCAUGUCUACUGAAUGCCCUGGAACAGCGCUGCAAAAUAUCAUAUCAAAGUGGGAUCACUUCUCAGAAGGAACUAAGUUCAAUAAACCACAAAUUUAAAAAAAUAA